AUGUCCCAGCAGGAUUACCACCACCACGGCACCGACGGCGGUGGCGGAGGAGGUUUUUUCUCUUUCUCCGCUUCCAACGGAUUCGACAGAGUUCAGCAACAACAACCACAACCGACGGGGAUGUUAUCCGAGAUGUUCAAUUUCGCUUCUUCCACCGGCGGACCGUCCGUCGCCGCCGUCCUAGACCAUCACCACCCCGCCGCCACCACCGACUGGUACGACGACGGCGGCGGCGAUUCUUCUUCCAAUCCGCCGCGAUCCUCCACUCUCCACGUGCUUCUCCCAGACCCGAUCACGCAAUUCUCGUGGGCCCCAGCCGCCGAAAUCCGCGGCGGGGCGGUGGAAGGGCAGGGACUCCUCUCCCUCUCCCUCUCCUCCUCGUCGCUGCAGAACCUAGAAGCCGCCAAGGCCGAGGAUUUGCGAAUUAGCGACGGUGGCGGCGGCCGAUUACUAUACUACAAUCACCAACAGGUGGCGAUGAAUCAUGAUCGAAUCGGCGGGUUCGGGUCCGCGGUGAGUGUGCUCCGGAGCUCCAAGUACGUCAGGGCGGCCGCAGAAUUAUUAGAGGAGUUCUGCAGCGUGGGGAGAGGGCAGUUCAGGAAGAGCAAAUUGUGCAGGCUCAAUACCAACAACGGCGGCGGCGGCGGGGACGGAAGGUCAAACUCGCCGGCUCCCCCACCGCCGCCGUUGUCGUCGGAGCGUCAGAGGCGGAAGGUCAAACUCGUGUACAUGCUUGAUGAGGUGGACAGAAGGUACAACCACUACCGCGAGCAGAUGCAGGCGGUGGUGAACUCGUUCGACCUGGUGAUGGGGUUCAGGGCUGCGGUCCCGUACACGGCCCUGGCCCAGAAGGCCAUGUCGCGUCACUUCAGGUGCCUGAAGGACGCGAUCGCGGCCCAGAUCCGGCAGCUCCGCGAGCUGCUGGGUGACAAGGACGGUGCGGGAGGGAUCACGAGAGGGGAGACGCCGCGGCUGAAGGCGUUGGAAAAGAGCCUGAGGCAGCAGCAGCAGCGUGCGUUCCAUCAGAUGGGUGGGAUGAUGGAGGAGGAGGAGGACGCGUGGCGGCCGCAGAGGGGGCUGCCGGAGCGAUCCGUCAGCAUCCUCCGUGCCUGGCUCUUCGAGCAUUUCCUUCACCCGUAUCCAAGCGAUGCAGAUAAACAUCUGUUGGCUCGACAGACUGGUCUAUCGAGAAACCAGGUUUCCAAUUGGUUCAUCAAUGCAAGAGUCCGACUAUGGAAACCAAUGAUCGAAGAGAUGUACCAGCAAGAGUCCAACGAACACGACGACGAUGACGUGGCGGACACAAGUCAAGAUGAAGAAAAAGUCCACACCGCGACACAAUCACCGGCGCCAAUUAUUACCCCUUCCUCCGCCUUGGCCGCCACAACAACCCCGCCGGCGGUCAAACGAUCACCCGAAAUCCCCGACGAAAACGACGUCGUCCCUCCACCUUCGACUCCCCUCGCCGCCAUGAAUGGCAGACAGCAGCAGUACUUCUCGGAUAGCCAGAAUGCAGCCGCCAUGAUCAUGUCCUCCUCCGCCGUGGAGGCGGCGCCACCGCCGUCGCCGCCUCUUUUCCACGAGUACGCCAACUACGGUACCGGUGGGAUGAGCAUGGGUGGCGAUCAAGAGAACUUCGGGCCCACUGACGUAGCGGCUAAUACCCUAAUAAGGUACGGGACAGCCGCCGCCAGCGGCGGAGACGUGUCUCUCACGCUAGGUCUCCGGCACGCCGGGAACAUGCCGGAGAAGGCCUCCUCCACGUUCUCGAUUCGCGAAUUUGGAGACUGCUAG
This is a messenger RNA of Linum trigynum, 1794 nucleotides long. Lineage: Eukaryota; Viridiplantae; Streptophyta; Magnoliopsida; Malpighiales; Linaceae. The record is from the annotation of a GenBank genome assembly.